AUGUCCACGGCACGCCUCGCGCCUCCUGGCGCAGACAGGCAACCCGAAGGCGCGAACCCCCUGCCGCAGCUCAUCCAGACGCCGUCCGGGCUGGCCCUCCUCGAGCUGCAGGGCACCGUCAACCUACCGCAGGGCCAGGACGGCCAGCCCCUACCAAACAUGCAGAUUGGGCGCAUCGACUUCCCCGACUACAGCCCCGACGCGGAGGGGAGCGCGUGGAUGAACCGAGUGCACAUGUUCGUCGGCCAGCACCAGCGGCUGACGGGCCAGGUCCGGAAGCUGCCGCGGGCCAUUGCCGUGGUGCGUCGGCGCCAGGAAGAGACGGGGCGCAGCUCGGGCGCCGGUGCUCACGCAGAGGAGGAGGGCGAGAGCCUCGAAGUGGUGGAGAUUAUCAAGUACAAGCUCAUGUUCGGCAACCGGCCGGAACCCGUGGGCACGGAGAACGCAGUAUAG
Messenger RNA from Cordyceps fumosorosea ARSEF 2679, 453 nucleotides. Its product is annotated as Chromosome transmission fidelity protein 8. Gene Ontology annotation, biological process: mitotic sister chromatid cohesion. The record is from RefSeq and is a predicted model, not a curated record. The transcript has a single exon. Lineage: Eukaryota; Fungi; Ascomycota; Sordariomycetes; Hypocreales; Cordycipitaceae. Bases 1 to 453 code for a protein of 150 amino acids. Gene Ontology annotation, cellular component: Ctf18 RFC-like complex.